AUGAGCAGACCCCCUAUUACCUGUCACGUGCUCGAUUCUUCGACUGGUCGGCCAGCGGCCGGUGUCACGGUCGUGCUUGAGGAGUAUCAGGGCAACCCGAAUGGCUCGGCUACAUUUUCUCCUCUCUAUACCGGGAAGACAAACUCGGACGGGCGUUGCACCGAUCUCAUGCCGGGACGCGAUGAGCUCACGAAACUCGGCAAAUCGCUGAGGGCGAAAACACCAUACAAGAUGACGUUCAAGACGGCGGAGUAUUUCGAAUCGCGGGAUGUGCAAUCGUUCUACCCCUGGGUCGAGAUCGUGUUCGCGAUGCAAGAUACAGAUGAACACUACCAUAUACCGUUGCUGAUCAGUCCGUUCGGGUAUACCACGUAUCGCGGUAGCUGA
Molecule: messenger RNA, 387 nt
Organism: Peniophora sp. CBMAI 1063
Lineage: Eukaryota; Fungi; Basidiomycota; Agaricomycetes; Russulales; Peniophoraceae
Source: the annotation of a GenBank genome assembly